Paramuricea clavata is the source of this 3926-nucleotide messenger RNA. The record is from the annotation of a GenBank genome assembly. NCBI's taxonomy places the organism in Eukaryota, Metazoa, Cnidaria, Anthozoa, Malacalcyonacea, Plexauridae.
UCAAAGCAAGGGUGAAGAGACGUUGCAUUUGCAAUCAUGUCAGCAAUGCACUACGCAGGACGCAACCUGGCCAUUCUAGUCCUUCUGCAAGGUAUAAGAAACUGACAUUUGCACGUUUUAAUCUGACAGAUAUAUUAGAUAUAUUAUAUGGCCAAUUUAUAACCGUUGAAAAUCGCAUAUCGUGUAUCUCAUUUUGUCUCUUUUUAAUAUUUGUUUUUGUAUUUGCCUUUCGAAACAAAAAAUGGAUUUGAUAAAGAAACCAGACAUAUACUAUUAAACUUAUAUUAAGGUCCGAUUCCACGACGGCUUUUUCUCGGCGAAAUGCGAAACAUUUCGCACGAAAUGAAAUCGUAAAAGUAGAAUGCGCAGUAAAGAUGAUUACUAUAGGCUUCGCGAGAAAAAAUUUCGCUUCGCCAGUGAGUAAAAGACAGUUUCUUCUUAUGCCGGUUUUCCACUUGCGAAUUCUUUCGCGCGAAGCGAAUUUUUCUUUUGUCUUUAUCCAAUUAGUUCCAGAUGGUUCCAGUUCAGAGGCCAAUGACAAAUGAAAAAUUCGCUUCGCGCGAAAGAAUUCGCAAGUGCAUGGAACUACCGGCUUUAAGGCCUGAUUCCACGACGGCGAAAUUCUUCGCGCAAAAUCGUAUCUGCGAAAUAUAUGCAUGACUGCACAUGCAUGAGUGAUUCUAUUGAAUUUGCCUAAUUUAUCUUUACUUCGCAUGGACGAUAUUUCAUUUAAAAAGGGCUCGUGGGCUCAGUCCGUUGCUCACUGUGAAAGCGAAUAAAGUGGCCAAAUUGAAAAGAAUUGCACAUGCGCAAGCAUCCAUAUUUCGCAGACACAAUUUCUCGCGAAAAAUUUCGGAAUCAGGCCUUAACAGUGUUUAAACGCCAGAUAAAUAAUCUGGCGUCUCGUCUGGCGUUCUGUGGAAUCAUGCCUUAAAGGCCCACACAGACCGAACGCGAUUCGACAACGCGACGCGAAUUUUCAGUUUUUAAAACCAAGUAAAACCGUCAACGGAUAAAAAUUUUACAAGCUAUACAGACCAAAUAGGUAAAAUUGCUUAAGUUGUUCCGAAUUUUUGAAAAACAUUGAAAAAUGGUAAAGUUAAAUGUCAUUGAAAAUUGUAAAUUCGCGUCGCGUUGCCGAAUCGCGUCCGGUUUGUAUAUAUAUAUAUAUAUAUAUAUAUAUAUAUAUAUAUAUAUAUAUAUAUAUAUAUAUAUAUAUAUAUAUAUAUAUAUAUAUAUAUAUAUAUAUAUAUAUAUUAUACACCUGCAGUUAAGAAAUUCUCAAACUUGCCCAUAAAUUUGUGUAAUUUAAUUUAAUCUAUAUUUUAAAUUACUGCAUGGUGGUGCAUUAUUCUUGUCGUGUUUUUUAAAAAAACAAUACUUCAGGAUUUUUCGCAGUAUGUGUAUACAUGGAAUUUCCAAUUUGUGUGUUUUUUCUUUGCUUUUGUAGUCUACUGUAUGGUUACAUCCUUAAGAUUGAAAAUUGCAGUGGAAAAGAGCAUCGAAAGCGAUGCGUCCCUUACAAAACGAAGUACCAGCGCGUGUUCUAAUUAUAUAAAGAUUGAUCCAAAUACGAUAUCUUACGAUGCAACUCCUAAACCAUGGGAUCGUUCGCCUGCUGCAACAUUUGUGUCAAACACCGUUACGCAAGGUAAACGCCUUUUCAUGACUAUAUAUAUAUAUAUAUAUAAUUGAUUCAAAUUUGUCGACAUCAUAUAUACUUGUGGUAUAUGUUGGCAUAACACAUAUAUGCACGGUUUUAUGAUUUCGAUGUACGAUAUCCCAAGAUUUUGACGUUUUUCCAGGAAGUCAUUUUGCAUCAAAAAAUGUUAAAUAUUUCAACAACAUAGUCAAUAGAAUAAGAAGUGUAGGAAAAUCGAUGCAGACAUAAUAGACCUCAUUAUCUAUGUUUUUGUCGGUCGGUUCAUCCUCCAACAAACAGAAGUUCACAAACAUAUUAUGUCAUGUGAACAUUUUCAACACUUCCAGACCCUACUUAACCUACCUAACAGUAACACACUACUAUAGAUCAGUUUGAUCCACAUACCACAGAAGCCAUCAUAUACCAAAACUGUAUUAUUUUAGAUAAAUCUAGACAUUGGUCAUUAUUGUUAUAUAAGAAGUCUUUACAUAUACAUCGCCAAAAACCGGAACUUAGCCCUCUAAGGAACUUGUGAUCUUUAAUUAGCGCGUAAUUUGAUCCGCUUAACUUGUAAAUAUAUAUCUCAGUAUUUUUCAAUAGCGUCAUUCCUGAUGAUGCAUGACUGAAACCUAGUCGAAACGUUGAAUAAAAUGUGAACUAUUUUCGGAGUGUCUAUAUUGUUUUUUUGUUUUUUUAAAUUAAUACUCAAUGGCAACCGUAAUUUCGGUUCAUCCUCACGUGUGUAUUGUUCUUUUCGCCCAACCCGGCAACCAAUAUAGCAGUCGAGUCGUGAUAUUAUUACACAAUGGUUAAAUGAAAACAUAGAUAUUGGUUGCUCUAUUGCUUAAAUAGAAUACACACAUGACGAUAAACCGACCUAUUCAGAGAUAAUAAGGUCUAUUAGGUCUGCAUCAAGUUUUCUAACCUAUACACCCUUUACAUAAAUGGCUGCUGAUUAAAAAUUCUUUUAUGUGCAUAUAAAUUGGCCCAACUAGCCUCGUUUCUGGGUAGAAAUUCCUUUAAAAUCUUAACAUGAGUACGAGGCUAGUUAUAAAUUGUAUAUGCACAUAAAAGAAUUUUUAAUCGGCAGCCAUUUAUGAAAAGGGUGUAUAAUUAUUCUGUUGACUAUAUGAUCUCAAGAACGAAGUAGGUGAAAAUAGUAGUUAUUAAAUGUCUUAUUUGGUCAAUUUUAAUUUUCUUUACCGUGAAAUUUCGUCUCAUAAUACUUUAACUUAUAAGUUAAAUAAAUGAAAUUAAAAUUAAAUUAAGGUAUGAACAAGGCUUUAAUGGCCCGUGUACCGGGACUUGGAAACACGACAAUCAGAGAUGUAUUUGACAAAUUGAAGGUGAAUGGAUGUAUAUGCUUACCAUUUGGUGGGGCUGUUCGUGAUCAAUUUCUUGGCGGUCAAGUUCUGGAUAUUGAUGCUGAUACACCGUGCGGGGUGAACAAAGUCGUGCGUAUUUGCAAGGAAAAUUGGGAUUCAAAAUAUUGCAAAGCUCCACACAGGAAGGCGACGUUAAAAAUGUGCAUAUCGGUGAUCAAACUGAAGCAGACGGAGAAGAAAUUGAUUUGGCCAAUUGGAAAAAAACUUUCAUUGAUAAGCUGACCAACUUGGAAUACACCACGAAUUCACUCGGGUACUACGAAGACGACACAAACAACAGAGGCGUCGUGAUUGACCUUCCUGGAUCGGGUGUAGUGGAUACGUGUAACAAGAAGAUCAGAAUUCCUGUUCCGCCUGAUCAAUGGGAGAAUUGGUACAAUCGCGACAGUUGGAAAAUAUUUCGCUAUUGGAAACUUCGUGCGAAAGGAUAUACUGCACCGGAUGACGCGCUACCGUCAUUUAUCAAAAAUAAAACAAAAGAAAUCCUCAAGAUAAAAGAUGGCAUAAAGACAUUCAAAAAGUCGUUUUGCAAGUACGCUUUCUCUGGCGAGUAUAAAAAAUGCGAUGGACGGGAAAACUGUAUUGUUCCACACCCAGCCUGUACAGACUCCGUGCAGCUGAACGAGAAAAGAAACAAGUAUUAUGGACUCAUCGAGGAGAAUCUUGGCGAAUACUGGAAGGAUGAAGCAAAAGCAUUGUUAGAUAACCUCAGUAUUGAAUGUGCUUCUUCGAAGGGGGGAUCCGUCUCUAGUAGUCGGUAUUCUUCAUUAUUGAAUGUGCUUCUUCAAAGGGGGGAUCCGUCACCAGCAGAUUGUAACACAGGAAACAAAACCAACCAGUUUUUAAUCUUGAUUAUCGUUGGUAUGGUUAUCCAGUAUUGUGGUUUACUUUACAUUUGA